AUGUCUGAUUAUUAGAUCAAAUAUUAAGAAAUCAAAGGAAGCUUAACAAUUCUCUUGCAAUAAAAUAAUAUGCUCAAAUAAUAACUAAAAGAAGCCUUUGAAGAAGUUUAAGAAAAAUAAUAACUAAAAGAAGAAUGGGCAUAGGAAGUCUAAAGAGUUUAAGAAACUAUUUACCAAUUGUCUUAUGACAACUAAAGUAACAAUGAAAUUUACAAUAGAUUUCUAGUAAGAAAAUGAGUAAUUAUUGAGGGAUUGUUAAGAGUCUUCUUAUCUGAUUGAAUAAUAAAUUGAAUAGAUAACAAAUCUUAAAGAUUAAAAUGAAAAACUCUUAGUUUAAUUAGAUUAGAGCAGACAAUCAAAUUUGUAAAAGGAAAUCACAAUAAAAUAAUAGAAAGAUGAAUUUAAUAAGAAAUUAGAAUAAUAGUAAUCAAAUCAUUUUGAAGAAAUAAAAAAAUUAUAAGGGAUCAUAGACAAUUAAAGUGGAUUAAUAUAAUCUUAUGAAAAAUUAAAUGAAAUUGAAAAGCUAGACACUUAAAAUUCAUUCUAUUAACAACAAAUGGCAGUUGAGGAUUAAAUGUUAGAAUUGAAAAAUAGAAACAUUAUUUUAACAAAUAAAAUAACAGAAGAGAAGUAGAAGUAUGAUUAAUUAUUUGAAUAACAUAAAGAUGAAGUUCUAAAAUUAUAAGGUGUAAUUAAAGAUUAAAAAGAAUUAAUAUCAUAAUAUGAGAGAAUAAUUGAAAGAGACAAAAAGUAAAUGUAACCUUAAUCUUAUCCUUAAAAUACAUCUUAUAUAGAAUCAUAAAUAAUACCAUAAUAAUAAUAAUAAUUGCAAUAAUACUAAUAAUAAUUAUAAUAAUAAUAAUAAUUGUAAUAAUAAUAAUUGUAAUAAUAAUAAUAAUAAUAAUAAUACUAAUAAUAAUAAUACUUAUAAUAAUAGUAAUAAUAAUACUAAUAAUCAUUAUAAUAAUAAUAAUAGUAAUAAAUUUAUUCUUCUAAAUUAUAAUAUGAAAAAUAUAUUUAACCAUCAUUAUCUAUCCAAACCUAACCUUUACAUACAUAACCUUCAUAUUCCUAACCUAUGUAUACUCAACCUAUGAAUACAAACAUAAUUUAUACAUAACCUGUUUCCCAUAGAUAACCUAAAACAUUUUUUACUAAUAAUAAAAUUAAUCAUUAAUUAUAAUAAUAAUAAAAGGAAACAAAAAACCAAAGAGAAUAUCAUAUACCAAAAAAUAGCUUUCAUUUAGAUGAUGAUGAUUAUUAAAAGUCAGGUCCGGAGUUUUAGGAAACAUUUUUAUAUAAAUUCUAAAAUGUUAUUGGAAGAAUGGAAGAUAAACUAUAAAAAAUGUAGAAUGAACUUAAUAGUUCAGAUGUUUCUGACAAACCAAGAAAAUUAAAAUGAUU
Molecule: messenger RNA, 1404 nt
Organism: Paramecium pentaurelia
Lineage: Eukaryota; Ciliophora; Oligohymenophorea; Peniculida; Parameciidae
Source: the annotation of a GenBank genome assembly